CACCGCAGACGGAUACAUAACAAUUCACGCAUCGCAAAAGAUUGGGCAAACCAACCCUAUUUCGACAUUUCCUCCCCUUCCUCCUCACUCUCUAAUUAUUGCAUUCUUGAAAAAGUAAUUCUCAUGCUCUGUUUCUUGAGUAGACAGGGCACAGAUGCACACCUAUCCUUUUGAAUCUUACAAUGGCACUGGGAAAUUUGAUGUAUUUUUGGGUUGUGGCAGCAAAUUUGCUAGUGUUUUGUGGGUCUUUGGUAAAUGGUAAAGACAGCAGUGUUUGGGCAGUUGGGGACCCUGGCAUGCAAAGGGAUGGCCUGAGAGUUGCCUUUGAAGCUUGGAAUUUCUGCAAUGAAGUGGGCGAAGAAGCGCCUGGAAUGGGUAGCCCAAGAGCUGCUGAUUGCUUUGAUCUUUCAAGUGAAAAUGGUGACAAAUAUUCCUGUUUUUUGAACUUAAAAGCAUAUUUUUCUGUUACAUAUUUGGACCAUUCUCUGAUUCACAAAGUGACUGAGGGGGAUAACAAACUUGGGAUUGGGAAGCCAUUCCCGGGUUUGAAUCCAAAAGCACUGAACAAUCCAGACCUGUAUGCAGCGGAGAAGGAAAUAUAUUUGGGUUCGUUGUGUCAAGUUUCAGACACACCAAAACCAUGGCAAUUUUGGAUGGUCAUGUUGAAAAAUGGAAAUUAUGACACUAAAUCUGGUCUUUGUCCUGAAAAUGGGAAAAAAGUACCACCAUUUAAACCCGGAAGAUUUCCUUGUUUUGGAAGUGGAUGUAUGAAUCAGCCAGUCUUUUACCAUAUGCCCACAAGUUUAGACGGAAAUGGCGUAAUGAAAGGAGGGUUUAAUGGUACUUAUGAAUUGGAUUCAAAUUCUGAUAGUGGAAAUUCUUACUUUGAGGUUGUCUGGGAGAAAAAAGUUGGUUCCGGGAGUUGGGUUUUUGCUCAUAAACUCAGGACCUCCAAAAAGUAUCCAUGGCUUAUGCUGUACCUAAGAGCGGAUGCGACCGAGGGAUACUCCGGUGGCUACCAUUACGACACCAGAGGAAUGCUCAAAACUCUUCCAGAGUCUCCUAAUUUCAAGGUCAGAUUGACUCUAGACAUCAAACAAGGGGGAGGCCCUAAGAGCCAGUUUUACUUGAUUGACAUCGGCAGCUGCUGGAAGAACAAUGGCGCGCCUUGUGACGGAGACGUGCUCACUGAUGUAACCAGAUAUAGUGAGAUGAUUAUCAACCCAGAAACGCAGGCUUGGUGCAGCCCAACGAGUAUUGGCAACUGCCCACCUUAUCACAUCACCCCGAGUAACGAAAAAAUUCACCGCAAUGAUACUGCCAACUUCCCUUACGGAGCCUAUCACUAUUACUGCUCUCCGGGAAAUGCCCAACAUUUGGAGCAACCAAACAGCACUUGUGAUCCUUACAGUAAUCCGCAGGCUCAAGAAUUGGUUCAGUUGUUACCUCAUCCAAUAUGGGCAGAGUAUGGCUAUCCGACUAAAAAAGGAGAUGGUUGGAUUGGAGACAACAGGACUUGGGAACUCGAUGUGGGUGGACUUGCCAGCAGACUUUACUUCUAUCAGGAUCCAGGUACCACUCCUGCUAGAAGAGUAUGGACAUCUCUUGAUGUGGGUACGGAAAUUUUUGUUAGUACAAAAGAUGAAGUGGCGGAAUGGACUCUAAGUGAUUUUAAUGUCAUUCUUACUUAGCAAAGAGUAGCUCAAAGUCAUAUUGAUGCCAGCAUAGUUGUUGAAGUGAACAGCUGCUGGUUCUUUUCCUCUCAACAGAUUGAUAUACAUUAUUGUAAGCAAUUAACAGUUUCAAUUGCAAAUUCGUAACGUUUAAGGUUCUUCAUUUUAAACUUAUUUGUCAGCUAUGAAUGAAGAAAACAGCAAUACAGAAACAUGAAAUUUGACCAAUUUAGUAUU
Messenger RNA from Olea europaea var. sylvestris, 1910 nucleotides. RefSeq lists its product as uncharacterized. The record is from RefSeq and is a predicted model, not a curated record. The coding region runs from base 183 to 1691 and encodes 502 amino acids. Lineage: Eukaryota; Viridiplantae; Streptophyta; Magnoliopsida; Lamiales; Oleaceae. The transcript has 4 exons.